AUUCUCAUAUAACGGCGCAAUGAUAUCAUCCUCUUCCGCCGAAAUCGUCAAGAUGACGUCGAAAAGGCGUAAUAACGGACGUAGUAAGAAGGGUCGUGGUCACACGAAGCAUGUCCGCUGUACAAACUGUGCCAGAUGUGUCCCCAAGGAUAAGGCCAUCAAGAAAUUUGUGAUCAGGAAUAUCGUGGAGGCUGCUGCCGUCCGUGACAUCUCCGACGCCAGUGUAUACGAUGUGUACGCCCUCCCCAAGCUGUAUGCUAAGCUACUGUACUGUGUGUCAUGUGCCAUCCACUCCAAGGUGGUGAGGAACAGAUCCCGUGAGGCACGCAAAGACAGGACCCCCCCACUCCGCUUCAGGCCCAUGAGGGAUGGGAAUGCCCCGAGGCCAGGUGGAGCCGCUGGAGGUGGCGGCGGCGCUGGUGGAGGCGGUGGUGGCGGCGGCGGAGGCGGCGGCGGUGGUGGUGGUGGCGGCGGCGGCGCCCCAGCUGGACCACGUUAAACGUUCUUUGUACAGCUUACAAAUAAACCCUUGACAGUGGAA
Mizuhopecten yessoensis (Yesso scallop) is the source of this 541-nucleotide messenger RNA. Its product is annotated as 40S ribosomal protein S26-like. Gene Ontology annotation, biological process: translation. The record is from RefSeq and is a predicted model, not a curated record. Gene Ontology annotation, molecular function: mRNA binding; structural constituent of ribosome. Bases 20 to 499 code for a protein of 159 amino acids. The transcript has 4 exons. Lineage: Eukaryota; Metazoa; Mollusca; Bivalvia; Pectinida; Pectinidae. Gene Ontology annotation, cellular component: ribosome; cytosolic small ribosomal subunit.